AUGGCGUCCUUUUCGUCGAAUGUUCCCUCGCGCCAUGCGCAGUAUGGUGAGCACUGGGGCGAGGGUGCAGCGCGCUGCUUCAGCCUAGAAGCCGACAUCCUUGACGAGGACCAUGCGGUGCGCCUCAUGCCAGUUCCGGACAGUUUCGUCUGUCCGAUCUCUGCAGCGAUCAUGGUGGACCCUGUUGCGACAGUGGACGGCUCCGUCUACGAAAGGAAUUACAUCGAAAGGUGGUUCCGGGAAAAGCGGCAGGAGGGAAAUCGCAUCACAUCGCCAAUCACAGGGCUAGAGCUGCCUUCGGCUACCCUGAUGCCUCUGGUGGCGCUGCAGCGUGCCAUCGAAGCAUACUUGGCCCAUCGGCCUGAGCUGAAGCGGGAACAAAUGGCAGGUCGUUCGUUUGAGGAAGCGGCCCAAAUCCUGCAGACUGACCUCUUCGAAAAGCAGGCCGCUCACGCUAGCACGCAAGACAAGCUGAAGAGGUUGAAGCAGGCCAACAAGGCUCUUCUGCGUGCCUUGCACGAAGCGGAGGAGCGCAUCUUGCAUUUGGAAAGCCAAUGCACCGGCCAAACCUCUUCUCCGUUCAAAGUGGCAGCCGAGGCAUCCGCGACCGCAGCAACGCGAGCGUCCAAGCCAGCCCCUCCACUGCGGAGACCGCCAGGACUCGGCAAAGACGGUGCGGCUAGCUCAGGUGACGAAGGCGAGACUUUGCCGGACAUGCCAACGGCUUCGCAAGGCAGAGUGCUCGUGCGGUGGCCAGGACACUCCACGCUGGUCUUGCUCGGAGGUGUCCUCCUUGCGCUGCUCUGUGUGGUGGCGGUGGUGGCGAUGCCCAGAGUGUCCGCCCCCGCUUCGCAGCCACUGCCGCCCGUUCUCGGGGCGCCAGGGCUCAGCCACGAGCCGCAGAGGCAGCAGACGGAUGUAAAUCCUGCUCUUGCAAUGCAGUUGGAGCAGCUGCAGAGUGGUAGCGCUGAGGAGAAGCAAAAGGCUGUUUUCAUGUUGAGAAUAUUCGCGGCAGAGCAUGCAGAGAAUCAGGCUGCAGUUGUUCAUUCCGGUGGCUUGCUGCCUCUGGUGGGGCUCCUGCAGCACGACGCGUCCGGACUGCGAGAAGAAGCAGCUCGUGCUCUGUGGAAUCUCGCCCGAAACAACAAGGAAAUCAAUGCCGCGAACCAGGUAGCCAUCAGCCGUGCCGGUGCUAUCCCGCCGCUCGUACGAUUGCUGGACGAUGACGAGCAGAGGAUACGUGUGGUCGCUGCAGCCGUUCUGAAUGAUUUGGCUGCAGACAACUCUGAGAACCAAGUCGCAAUUGCCCAGGGAGGUGCAAUCGGUCCCCUGGUGCGAAUACUCAAGCGUGAUGAGGCCCCUGCGCUUGUCAUGGCAGCGAGCCUUCUCAAGAACUUGGCGGCUUCAACAGCUGGCGACUCUCAGGUGACUGCCGCAUUGAUGUCUGCGGUACCGCCUCUAGUGGCACUUCUACGGGCCGACACCCUACUUGCCCAAGAGCAGGCGUCCUCUACACUGGGGGCGCUUGCAGCACAUAGCCGCGGGAUUCAGGCUGCCAUCGCCCGAGAAGGGGCGGUGACUCCGUUGGUCGAGCGGCUGCAUGGAGACAUGAUGAAGGGCACUGCUAUCGUGGCACUGCGAAACCUGGCUGCUCAGCAUGCUGAGAACCAAGCUAGCAUUGCCAAGGCAGGGGCAAUCGUGCCGCUGGUCAAGCUUCUCGAAGAUGGCAUGCCCGCUGUGCGCGAGGAGGCUGCGCAAGCCCUUUGGAACCUCGCACAAGACAACGUGGAGAAUCAGUUGGGAAUCGUGCGCGCUGGAGGUUCUGCACCCAUGGUUGCACUCCUCAAGGGAGACACGCAGGAGCAGGCCACCCUUACCUUGCUGGGCCUGUCUGAUAUGGCCGGCACGGGGUAA
This is a messenger RNA of Symbiodinium sp. CCMP2456, 1914 nucleotides long. Lineage: Eukaryota; Dinophyceae; Suessiales; Symbiodiniaceae. The record is from the annotation of a GenBank genome assembly.